CUCUGUCAAACCUGAAUUGGGAAGCCUAGCUUCGGGAGGAGACAGAGGUUGGGAGACCAGUUAGCAGGCUAGAGCACUGGGUAAGGUGAGAGGUGCUGAGAGUAUGAAGCAGAGCACUGGCAGUGGUCACUGAGCAAGGGAAACAUGCCCUGUGGGGAAGCCUGUGGAGGCAUGAUUCAAAAGAGAAGAUGACUGUGGCUUGGCCCACCUCCAGCCUUACAGCCCUUAGCCAGACACAUCUAACAUGUCAUUUGAAGAGCUGUUGGAGUUGCAGAGCCAAGUGGGGACUAAGACAUACAAACAGUUGGCAGCUGGAAACAGUUCUAAGAAGCAAGGUUCUAGACCACGUGUCCAAAAUGCAUGUGCUGCAGAUAAGCACAGGUGAGGAGCAGGGCCUGCUCCAGGAACUGGAGAAUACCUGGGACCUUGGGCCUCUGGAAAUGUCAGCCAAGGUCCGGGUGCCAUUUUUGCGUCAAGUUGUCCCCAUCAGUAAGAAGGUAGCCCGGGACCCCCGCUUUGACGAUCUGUCAGGGGAAUAUAAUCCUGAGGUGUUUGACAAAACGUAUGAAUUCCUGAAUGACAUCCGAGCCAAAGAGAAAGAGCUGGUGAAAAAGCAGUUGAAGAAGCACCGUUCGGGGCAGGAGCAUGAGAAACUGCAGCAGCUGCUUCAGAGGAUGGAGCAGCAAGAAAUGGCACAGCAGGAACGCAGGCGGCAACAGGAGCUGCGCCUGGCCCUGAAGCAGGAGCAGAGGGCUCGGGCCCAGCAGGGCCAUCGGCCAUACUUCCUGAAGAAAUCUGAGCAGCGCCAGUUGGUCCUAGCUGAGAAGUUCAAGGAGCUAAAACGCAGCAAGAAGCUAGAGAGCUUUUUGAGUCGAAAGAGGCGCCGAAAUGCAGGCAAGGACCGGAGACAUCUCCCCUUGAGCAAAGAGUAAGGAACUGUCCUGAGCUCUGCCACUGCCCCAGUGGGAAAUGGAUCUGUGGGGACAGACUUGGGCUUGGCCUGUUCUGGUUCUUUUCCGUUCAAGGGCAAGGAUCAUAGCUGCCCUUGAGCUAGCUUGGCUCAAAGACGACUAGAGGGCUCUUGGACUGCCCCAGCAUUGGAGAAGAAGAGCAGCUCAAACUUGUGCUAUGCCACGCUUCCUCCGCUUGGAUCUGGUUCAUCAUGUCCUCAUGUCCUCCCAUCCUUGCUUUAAACCAGUGGUUGUGGUAUAGAAGAGAAAGGGCCAGUGAGUGGUCUUAAGGCUGGUGAAGGCCAUGAAGUCUGUGGAUGGCUCCUCGGGCUGGGACUUUAUGUGAGAGUCAAUUCAUAAACAUUCCUGUCACUCUUC
Messenger RNA from Leptonychotes weddellii (Weddell seal), 1328 nucleotides. NCBI's taxonomy places the organism in Eukaryota, Metazoa, Chordata, Mammalia, Carnivora, Phocidae. The record is from RefSeq and is a predicted model, not a curated record.